Molecule: messenger RNA, 897 nt
Organism: Micropterus salmoides (largemouth bass)
Lineage: Eukaryota; Metazoa; Chordata; Actinopteri; Centrarchiformes; Centrarchidae
Gene: ift22
Product: intraflagellar transport 22 homolog (Chlamydomonas)
Exons: 5
Coding region: 189-755 (188 amino acids)
Biological process (GO): intracellular protein transport
Cellular component (GO): endomembrane system
Molecular function (GO): GTPase activity
Source: RefSeq, a predicted model, not a curated record
AACAUCAAGUUAACGUUACUUACAGUAUUCAUAUUUUGUACAUUUUAUUUGCAUGAAACUCAAAACACAGUAUAGCAUUGUUAAGAUAAAACUGAGUGUUGUUUAACCUAUUCUCGUGGCGUAGCUUAUCUUUGCUAGAGCUUCUGCAGUUCAAGUUAGCUGGACAGCUAAUGCUCGGCUUCAUUUGAAUGGAAAUGUUCAAAGCAAAAAUACUCUUUAUUGGUCCCAAUGAGAGUGGGAAAACGGUUCUUGCAAACUUUCUCUCAGACACAACAGAAAAUGUGGGAGGUGAAUACAGACCUACUCAAGGAGUAAGGAUACUGGAAUUUGAAUCAGAACCUAAAGGCAGUGGCGACAACACGACAUGUGAGUUUGAACUCUGGGACUGUUCAGGAGAUUUUAAAUUUGAAUCAUGCUGGCCUGCACUGAUGAAGGACUCCAGCGGUGUGGUGAUCAUUUUUAAUCCUGAUGUUCCAAGUCACCUCAAAGAAAUAGAGACGUGGCACUCGAUGUUCAUCUCCUCUCAAGGUUUGCAGGACAACCAGUGUCUACUCAUUGCUCACCACAAGCCUGGCUGCGGAGUAGAAGACAAACGGCUGCCCUUAGCCUCACAUCUGAGCAGACUGCUGCUUAUUCACUCCAACCUGGAGGAGGAACCAGAAGAUGUGAGGCGAGCUUUCCGCAGAUACUUGGAAAAUGUUGUAAAUACAAUGUCGGAAAGUCGAGAGCGAGAGGAGAUGUCGAUCAUUACAUAGCUGUGGAAUCUAUAAAAUAUGCAGCUUGAUGAAGAACAUUUUCGUUGGCAUCUGCAAUCUCCGAGUGACAUUGAACAUUUAGUUUAGUAAUUAUAGAUCUUCACUGUCAUUCAGUUGUGCAUGAAAUUUCCCAAAAACUCAA